AUGAAAUUACAAGGUGGAGACUCGAACAUAAUUCAUCAUCGGGAUGCUAUCACAGCAUACACUGAGAAGUUGCAACUGUGGAAACGCCAAAUUUUGGCGUCUAACUAUUCCUUCUUUCCUAAAUUACUUGCGAUCACAGAAGAAGCGUGUUUUAAGGAGAUUUUGGAUGUAAUUGAUACCAAGAAUCAAAUAUCAAACCAUUUGCAACACCUCACGGACGAAUUCAAGCGCUACUUUACCGACUCGUGCAACAAUAUUAUGUACCGAUUAGUGACCGAUCCUUUUCACGUCGACAUAGACAUGCUGCCAGAUACAUUACAAGAGCAAGUAUUAGAAAUCAAAAAUGAUUCUGCUGCCCAAUAUGAUUUUGAGAAGAUGGAUAAGGCACUAUUCUGGAUUAAAUAUCUCAAAGUUUAUCCCGAGCACAGCAGGGCAGGCACUAAAAUUAUUUCUACCUUUUUCAAGCACUUAUUUGUGCAAAAAAGCAUUUUCAGCAGUUGUAGCAAUAAAAACAAAGUAUAG
Messenger RNA from Parnassius apollo (apollo), 522 nucleotides. The record is from the annotation of a GenBank genome assembly. NCBI's taxonomy places the organism in Eukaryota, Metazoa, Arthropoda, Insecta, Lepidoptera, Papilionidae.